UCAAAAAAGAUCCAAGCCCAGCUGAAAGAACUUCGUUAUGGGAAAAAAGAUUUGAUUUUUAAGGCACAACAGCUAACAGAUCUAGAGCAGAAACUAGCAGUAGCAAAAGACGAAUUGGAAAAGGCCGCCCUUGAUGAAGAGUCACAGCUGAAAGCUCUGAAGGAGACUGUGAAGCUUUGCCUGUCCUUCGUUCUGCACAAUCAGUCUCCUGCUAACCAUCGAGUCCCUACAAAACCAGCAGAGAAGCUGACAUCUAUAGCUACAAAGGGCUCAAAACUUCAAUUUCCAGUGACAAGCACCAAGCAAAAUACCUCAGCAGAGAAAGAAAGUCUUCACGUGACCUCAAGAAAGGAAGAAAAUCAGAGCAUCCAGGAGUGCGAUUCUCAAGAUGUUGGCAAGACGUGUUUGGGGAACCGCAAUAAUUCAGCAUCUCAAUUGAAGAGAGCAGAAACAGAGACAAGAUUUCAGAUGUUGCGCAACCCUCUGUGGAUUAAACCUGAAGAGGAAAAAUCACCUGAAAGAAAUGAGAAAAAGUCUGAAGGUUCUGUUAGUGCAAAAGAAAAGAAACUCUAAUUACUACUAAUAUGCCUUUGAAAAUGUUCAUCACUUGCUAUCAUCUUCAUUUUAAAUCAUGGAAAGACAUUUGGACCACAGCAGGUGGCAUGUUGGAUGUGUUGGCUCAUUCCACUCCGGCAUUUUGCUUGUGCUUCCCUACUCAGGAGUGAAUGCUGCAGAAUGUCUUGUUAAUUACAAUCUCAUCUAUUAUACAAGGAAUAUUUUCAAGCAAUGGAAAGGAAUAUCUCUUUCAUG
Lagopus leucura (white-tailed ptarmigan) is the source of this 810-nucleotide messenger RNA. Its product is annotated as leucine zipper protein 2-like. The record is from RefSeq and is a predicted model, not a curated record. The annotation marks the transcript as partial. Lineage: Eukaryota; Metazoa; Chordata; Aves; Galliformes; Phasianidae. The transcript is spliced from 9 exons.